AUGUACCCCCCGUCGCUUGCGCCGUGGGCAUUGCUCGCCCUGGGCUUGAUGCCAGCUCGAACUCUUGCAGCCGACACCCUCAGCACCGACGGAGUGUCAACCUGUCUAGAUGGUUCCGACAUUGAGGUUCAAAAGUUGAACAUCACCUACACACGUUCGACACGGCAACUUGUCUUUGACGUUGCUGGAACCAACGAAAAGGAACAGAAUGUCACGGCCUCCCUAACCGUGACAGCAUACGGAAACGAGAUCUAUAACAAGGAUUUUGACCCAUGCAGCAGUGAUAACUACAUCGAACAGCUGUGUCCCGUUCCUUCCGGCCACUUCGCAGCGACAGGAUCCCAGGAAAUUCCCGAAUCGUUCGCUAGCCAGAUCCCCUCAAUCGCCUUUGCCAUUCCCGAUCUCGAUGGACAGGCAAAGCUCGAGUUGAAAUCCAAAGACGACAGUAAUGAGGUCGCCUGCAUCACGUCCGAAUUGACCAACGGCAAAUCCAUGGAGAUGCACAGUGUCACCUAUGCCGCUGCGGGUGUCGCAGCAGGAGCUUUGGCCCUUAGCGGAUUGUCCGCCCUCGGUACUGCUGGACAUGCCGGGGCGCCGUCCGCAAGUCCUGGAUUUGGCGAUGUCAUGGGUUGGUUCCAUACCAUGGCCACUAACGGUAUGCUGAGCGUCAGCUACCCCACCGUCUAUCGCAGUUUCACCAGAAACUUCGGUUUCAGCACCGGAAUGAUCCCGUGGGGCCAGAUGCAAGAAACCAUCGACAACUUCAGAGCAUCUACCGGCGGUAACAUCACCCAGAACAGUUACCAAUUUCUCCAAAACGCGACCAUUACCUUCAACGAUGUAUCAUCCUCGAAUUCGUCCAACACUAAGCGCGCAUUCAACAUGGUCGUGACCACCGCGGACUUGGUCGCACGAGAACUCUCGACUUCCUUCAGUCAGGACUCGAACUCUACUGACAGCAGUGAUGAUGAUGACACCCUAAAGGAAAAGCUCUCCGGUCUCGAGGCGUGGGCUGCGCAGUACAAAGUGCCCGCAGCAAACACCUUCAUGACCGUUCUACUCUUCUUCGCCAUCGUUGUUGCCGCCAUCGUUGUCGGAAUCUUGCUCUUCAAGGUCAUUCUGGAGCUGUGGGCUCUCUACGGCACAUUCCCCGAGAAGCUGAAGACGUUCCGUAAGGACUACUGGGGUUACAUGGCUCGGACGAUCACCAACUUGAUCAUGAUCCUCUACAGUAUCUGGGUCUUGUACUGCGUGUACCAGUUAACCAGUGGUGACUCGUGGGCCGCCAAAGUCCUCGCUGGCGUGACCCUCGUCCUUUUUACCGCCGUCCUGGCCUUCUUCGGCUGGCGAAUCUUCCGCAUGGCCCAGAAGUACAAGAAAGCCGAGGGCGACGCGUCGGGUCUGUUCGAGAACAAAGAAACAUGGCGCAAGUACAGUCUCUUCUACGACAACUACAAGAAAGACUACUGGUGGCUCUUCGUCCCCGUCAUCGUGUACAUGUUCGCCAAGGGCUGCAUUCUCGCCGCAGGCAACGGUCACGGCCUGUUCCAGUCCGUUGGCCAGCUCGUCGUCGAGGCCCUGAUGCUGAUUCUGCUGCUGUGGCACCGCCCGUACGUCGCCAAAUCCACCCAGUGGAUCAACAUCAGCAUCCAAGUCGUCCGCGUCUUGUCCGUCGCCUGUGUGCUGGUCUUUGUCGAGGAACUGGGCCUGUCGCAGACGACCAAAACCGUCACUGGCAUCGUCCUGAUCGCAGUGCAAUCCGCCUUGACCGGUAUCUUGGCCAUCCUCAUCGCCACCAACGCCAUCAUCCUGUGUGUCCGCGAGAACCCUCACGCCCGUCGCAGAAGAGAAGCCAAAAAAAUGGGCCGUGAUAUCGAUGACCUCACUCCCCUGGAUGCCCGCGAAUCGCUGCUCAUGGACCACAACCCUCGCAAGGACAACUCCGAAAUGAGCAAGUUCAACUUCACCGGCCCCUACGCCCCCUACCACGACCAGCCCCCGUACGACCCCAGGUCUCGCCAGAGUCCGACCGGCAGCACCGACCGUCUCGUCGAGCCCGGCUACGGCUUCAACGACCACCAUGGACGCAGCGUCAGCCGGGAAAGUCGACAAAGCCGCGACAGUCGGGGCUCGCCCGAUGGUCGCCAUCCCACGGCCCCGGGCUACGGGUUCGCAUAUUAG
This is a messenger RNA of Aspergillus terreus NIH2624, 2181 nucleotides long. RefSeq names its product transient receptor potential ion channel family protein. NCBI's taxonomy places the organism in Eukaryota, Fungi, Ascomycota, Eurotiomycetes, Eurotiales, Aspergillaceae. The record is from RefSeq and is a predicted model, not a curated record. Gene Ontology annotation, biological process: fungal-type cell wall biogenesis; transmembrane transport. The coding region runs from base 1 to 2181 and encodes 726 amino acids. The transcript has 3 exons.